Messenger RNA from Mesorhabditis spiculigera, 471 nucleotides. The record is from the annotation of a GenBank genome assembly. Lineage: Eukaryota; Metazoa; Nematoda; Chromadorea; Rhabditida; Rhabditidae.
AUGUCACUAUUAGUGCGUCUGCUUGCGAUCACUUGUGCCUUCCUGGCUGUGUUUGCGAAGCCCCACAUCACCGAGGCCGAGAAGAAUGCCUUCGUCAGCCACGUCAAAACCAACACGUCCGGUCUGUACUUUGUCGACCUGAAAACGGAUGCUAGCGAUGAAGCCGAGGACCAAGACACGAAGGCCAAGCGGGCCGUUGCUGACCCAGCACUGCUGCUCCUACCACUUUUCUGCUACGCCAUUUAUGCUGCAGAUGAAGAGACGACUGUGAAAUGCGUUGUUGGCCGCGAACCGGGGCGCCCAUGUGACGAGCCUGGCGCGCAAAAAUUUUUCUUCGACGUGAAGCGCGGCAUUUGUCAACCAUUUUACUACAAGGGUUGCGGCGGAAACGAGAAUCGCCACGAUUCAAGGGCCGAAUGCGAGAAGACGUGCAAGGGGUCCAAGCUGGCACCGGCGGCUCCUGUUGAGUGG